Messenger RNA from Peromyscus californicus insignis, 5395 nucleotides. RefSeq names its product E74 like ETS transcription factor 4 (gene Elf4). Bases 419 to 2416 code for a protein of 665 amino acids. The transcript has 9 exons. NCBI's taxonomy places the organism in Eukaryota, Metazoa, Chordata, Mammalia, Rodentia, Cricetidae. Gene Ontology annotation, cellular component: nucleus. The record is from RefSeq and is a predicted model, not a curated record. Gene Ontology annotation, biological process: cell differentiation; regulation of transcription by RNA polymerase II. Gene Ontology annotation, molecular function: DNA-binding transcription factor activity, RNA polymerase II-specific; sequence-specific DNA binding.
CGCCCCCCGCCGCCGCUCCCUCGGCGCGGCCCGGCCUCCCCGGCGCCCCCAUACUCCCGUCGCACAGCUGGCACCCCGGCUCCCUUUCAGCCCCGGCGCCGCCGUCUCACCUGGUGUUUGCAUCUCGCCCUCCAACUUUGCCAUUGGCGGCGGCGCGACGUGUGGGAGAGCCCUGCGCCUCGCCCGCCCGGACCAGCCUGCCCCGGCGCCGAGGCUGUUCUCGUGGUUGGCUUGGCCCAGCAUGCAGUCUUGAACCUGGCCUAGGCCACACCCACUCCAACUCUGAAUAUCCUCCACGGAGGCUCAAAGAAGGCACUAGAUUGAUCCGAAGGUACCUGAAUAACAUCUCUUCGUCGAGAAAGCACCGCAGCUCCAGGGAGCCGGGGGACAGUCACUGUCAGCUCUGGCACAAGCCAGUAUGGCUAUUGCCCUGCAGCCCAGUGAUUUGGUGUUUGAGUUCGCAAGCAACGGCAUGGAUGACAUCCACCAGCUGGAAGACCCUUCAGUGUUCCCAGCUGUGAUCGUGGAGCAGGUCCCCUAUCCUGAAUUACUGCAUCUGUACUCGGGACUGGAUCUGGAUGACGUCCACAAUGGCAUCAUAAGGGACAGGACCUUGUGCAUGACACAAGAUCAGAUCCUAGAAGGCGGUAUUUUGCUGGCAGAUGACAAUGUGUCCACCUCACAAAAUGUGUCAUCUACUGAAGUCCUGUUCAAUGUGGAAUCUCCCAACGACGUCCUGGAUGAGAAGCAGAUCUUCAGCACACCUGAAAUACUUCAAGACUCAGACUCUGCACAGGCCAUCAGUCUGCCCAACCUCCUGUUUUCUGCCUCGGAACCUGAAGAGCCGAAGAAGACAAGCGAUGCUGGGGACCAGAAGGAACAGUCUCGGGAGGAGAGGGUCUCCAGAGAGGAAAGUCCUAAGAAGACGGGGAAGUCAAGGAAGAGAAGCCGGAAGACAAAGAACAGCCGAAGUACCUCACCUGUCACUGAUCCCAGCAUGCCCAUACGGAAGAAAUCCAAGGAUGGCAAAGGCAGCACCAUUUACCUGUGGGAGUUCCUCCUGGCUCUUCUGCAAGACAGAAACACCUGCCCCAAGUACAUCAAGUGGACCCAGCGAGAGAAAGGCAUCUUCAAGUUGGUGGAUUCCAAGGCUGUGUCCAAGCUGUGGGGCAAGCAGAAAAACAAGCCUGACAUGAACUAUGAGACCAUGGGCCGGGCUCUAAGAUAUUACUACCAAAGAGGAAUCCUGGCCAAAGUGGAAGGGCAGAGGCUGGUCUACCAGUUUAAGGAGAUGCCUAAGGACUUGGUGGUGAUCGAGGAUGAGGAGGAGAGCGCUGAAACACCGGAAGCCCCUCCCCAGGCCUCUACUUCGUCCACUUCGUCCACACCCUCCACCAGCACCAUCCGGAGAGCCAGCUCCAGGGUUGGAACCAGAACCUCCUCCCAGGACAAGGAUAGCCCUUCCUGGGAGAAGCCAAAGGUUCACCACACUGGUCUCCAGCCGUCCGCAAACCUGGAGUUAGGGCUGUCUGUGGACGAGGAGGUUCCCACGACCUCCACCAUGCUUAUCUCUCCACUACAGAGCCAGGCCAAGCUCACCAAAACUGUGAGUACUUCUUCAGUGCCCAGUAACAUCCACCUGGGAGUGGCCCCUGUGGGACCGGGCUCCACCGUCACCCUGCAGACCAUCCCGCUGACUACGGUGCUGACCAAUGGGCCUCCCGCCAGUACUACUGCUCCUACUCAACUGGUUCUCCAGAGUGUUCCACAGGUGUCAACGUUCAAGGACACCUUCACUUUGCAGGCCUCCUUCCCCCUGAACACCAGUUUCCAGGAGAACCAGGUGGCAACCCAAGGGGCCCCAUUGAUCCUCAGUGGCCUCCCUCAACUUUUGGCUGGGGCUAACCAUCCGAGCAACCCAGUACCCUCCCAGGUCAUAGGUGCUGGGUCAGCAGGGCCUAGCUCUCAGCCCCCUGGGACUGUCAUUGCUGCCUUUAUUAGGACUUCUGGUGGCACAUCAGUGCCUGGGGUAAAGGAGGGGCCCUUGAGGUCCCCCUCAUAUGUGCAGGGUGUGGUGACUGGGCCCCCUGUGGAGGGGCUGUUGGUUCCUGAGGAGACCCUGAGAGAGCUCCUGAGAGAUCAGGCCCAUCUUCAGCCACUUCAGGGUCAGGUGCUUUCAAGGGCUUCCCACAACCUGAGCCUUGUGGGGAACCAGACGUUCUCUCCCCCCAGCCGCCCCACUGUUGGGCUAACCCCCGUGGCUGAACUGGAGCUCUCAUCAGGCUCGGGGUCCCUGCUUGUAGCUGAGCCUAGUGUGAGCACAUCUGGGAGCCUGCUGACCAGAUCUCCAACCCCAGCCCCUUUCUCCCCAUUCAACCCCACUUCCCUCAUUAAGAUGGAGCCUCAUGACAUAUAAACAAAGGGAUCAAAAGUAUGACCUACAAGGCAAAAUUGUGAAGCAUUUUCAUGUGGACUUAAAUAAAUACCUGCCCUUACGUCUAAUGGGGUGGAAUACAUUUGAUACCAAGUCCCCAGGCCUGUUUUGACAUCGCCAUGAUCAAACUAUGCCCAGCUCAAGCAUCCCUGGCAUCAGACCAUGGCCUUCAAGAGCACUAGGGAAUAGAUAUACUCUUGGAAGGAUAAUGGGCUAACUUGGUGAUGGAGGGAAAGCCCCAAGCCAGGAAACAGCGUGUGGCCAGAGCUGGUCAGAGGCCGCAUGGGAAGAGUUAAGCCUGGUCAUACUUCGUUAUCUCUAUUCCCUACGCAGGGAACUUACCAUCCCAUAUGUGAAUAUCUUCGUACGCAUUUGUGUGCACUUGUGGAUCUGUGUCUUCAUUUCUUUGAGGAGGAUGGGAUGUCGAUGUCAGGUCUUUUCUUCAAGUAAGUGUGUGUGCGUGUGCUUGUAUGUGUGCAUGUGUCCGUCCAUUCCUAGGUCAGCCACAGACAUGAGGCAGUUUUAAGAGAAAGCUCUCUCUCUCUCUCUCUCUCUCUCUCUCUCUCUCUCUCUCUCUCUCUCUCUCUCUCUCUCUCUCUCCCACACACACACCCCUGCUAGCCACAAUGCCAUUCUGAGACUAGAAAGUGGCAGUUGGAUGCCCCCAGUCUAGAGAGAUGUCACAGAGAUGGAACAGGUCUAGGUAGGAGAGCUUCACUGGGUGCACAUGCCAGAGGACAUUGCUAAGGACAAGAGGUCACGUGUGUUAACAGCAUAGCGGAGGGAAAGGAGCACACCUAGCCGUGGGAGCAAUUGCUUGCCAUAGUCACAUUGCCAUCAGGCUGGAACCUGGAGUACUUCCCUGAAGGUUGUGGAGCAAAGUACUUCCCUAUAGUUAGCCCCAAUGAUAAACCCCCAGCCAGGCCUGAAUGGACUGAAUGCUUGUGGCCAGGGCUCUUGGCUGCUUGUGGAAGGUCGGCCUUGUGCUUGACAAUAGCUUUGCUUGGCACAGUGCUCUUCAUUCCCUAUCUCAGGUUCCCUCCUCAUUCCGUUUGCCCUGAGAUGUUCCACCUGGCACGAGUUGCUGAGGCUAGUGGGGUGGCACUCCAUCUCCAGCCACACAGUUCUGCUCUCUACCCCACCCUCUCCCUCUCACAGUGGCUGUGAAAGACUUCAGGUGGACCGUUGCUUUUCAUCCCCGGCUGUCCCACCUAACCCAGUUCUUCCUUCACCAAGAAGACAGAGCUAGCACACCUAAGUUCCCAUAGCUCCCAUCCGCACUACUCGACUCUUUGCUUCUAUUCUGUAUCUGCAAAGGGUUCUCCUAAUCUCUCUUAAGUCAGCCUCUCAGCUGAGGGCCUCCGUCUCCCUUCCUUGAAUCUGCUUGCCUCUCUCCUACCAGGUUUAGGGGCAAUGCUUAGAGAUGUCGGGCCCAGAAGCAACUCUAGCCUCUGGUGAAUUUGGUUAAUGUGAACCAGUGCUCCAGGACCUUUGCUAUGUCCUCUGUGCCAAAGCACCCACUUGACCUAACUACCUCCCUGGCUGGUCAUCAUUCUCCUCUACUGUUCUGUCUCCUUCCCUGGGGGAAGGAACCAUCUGUGGUUAUGCAGGUGCAUUUGCUACAUUCCCAGCAAUUGGCACUGAAGUGUCUGUGCUAAUAAAGUCAGCUUAUGAUGGCAAUCUCUUGAUUGUUGGAAAUAAGCAUCUUGAGAAAAGUUCAGCAUUGUUGUUGCUGUUAUUGUUGCUGUCGUUGUAUUUGGGUUUUAGUUUUUUGAGACAGUAUCUCAUAUAGUCGUUGUUGGCUUCGAACUUGCUAUGUAGGUGAAGAUGACCUUGAAAUUCUGGUUCUCUUGCUUCCACCUUGUGAUGCUAGAAUUGCAGGUGUGUAGCACCAUGCCCAGUUUUUGUGCUUCUGUAGAUCAAACCCAGGGCUUUGUGCAGGCUAGACAAGCAUGCUUAUCAAUUGUGCUACACCCCCAGCUCAGCCAGUUUUAAUGAGCACAAAGGCACAGUGUGAGUUGGGGUGGUCCUGCAGCAACCUGGAAUGUAAUAUCUGUAUAUACUUCCUAACUUUAAGGAAAUUAUCUUAGGGCCAUCAAAACUUUUUAUAGUACAAUCAUCUUCUCCAUGGUUCUCAGUCCUUGUUAGCCCACACUUGCCGUGCGUCCACCUAUUGUACUUUGUUUCUGUGUGGGCUCCUCAUCAUCUCUUUAUAUGUGGGUGUUCUCCAAGGAUCCCACCAUUGUCAUGGGCCAGGCCUUUGAAAUGAGUUUGCAAUCCAGAGCCUACUUUUCUAAGUCCGUGGCUCACAGCUCUAGUGAGCUGCUUCCUGACCUAGACUUGAGAUCUCUGAGAUGUCUGGUGGCUACCUGCACGUGACCCUGUCCCUCUCCUUAUCUCCUGACAUCCAGCCUGCCUUCAUUCCCAGAGCAUGCAGCCUAGCUCAUGCUGCUCAGCACCCUGUCCAGUGUGACUUCUCAGUACUUCUCAUCUCGCAGGCCACUUAUUCUGUCCUUUUCUGCUAAAAGGCCUUCAGUGAGUCCUGGCCCGCAGGUAGGGCCAAGAUUUCAAAUACCCUCCAGGCUUUUCUAGAGGCCUAGCAUUAACCCUUUAGUUUCUUAGUCAUGACAUGGCCCAAGGGGUCCUGCAGGAAUUGGGGAGCAUUUGGAGAGCUAUGGGCAGUAAUUCUAGAAAGAUCUGAAAUUUGGUGUCAGCCUCACCAGGAAACAAAGCUCAAAGCUGGUGGUCCUGUGUAAUAUUCCCCACCCCACUCCAAGGUACUGCUCCAAAAGGAUUCCCUAGUCUUUGAAUUUAUUACUGCCAUAAAUUCCCACCUAUCGUUUUCUUUCCUGGGUUCUGUUCAACCAAAAUGUCUUCUCUCCUCACUGACAACUAAAAAUUGUGUCUCAAGACUGAAUUCGGUAGAAGCAGCCAGUUCUUAAGUUUAAUUCUUUUUUUUUU